GUUCGACACUGAUGAUCCUUCUCGAGUCGGAAAACAUCCUCAUCCGCGAUGUCCUCACGGACAAGUUCGCUCGCCCGUCUGGCGUCGAUCAGACGCUGUCGGACUUUGACGGCGUGGGCUACCACAUCGAAAGCACAAAGACGGGGCCCCUGACAAUCUCGAUGGAUAUCCGAUGCUGGAAGCAGCUCGAGGCUUGCGGGGCGAUGGAGAUCCUGCAGAGGGAGUACGGGUCGUGGAUCAAGCCCGCAGCAGAGAGCGGGUAUAGCGUCACGCUGGAGUUUGAUUAUGCCAAGGUGCCGGCAGAGGGUCCCGAGCGCCAAGCACUCAUCCAUGCGGUGUCGCUGUUGAAGCGCAAUGCGAUGGCUGCGCCCUUUGAGCGAGCAUUUGCGCUUCAGAAGCAGCUCGAGGCCGCGGCCGAAGGUCAGAAUCCACAAGCUGUCUCGGGAAGCGGGGCGACGGACAUUAUGAGCAUCAACUAUCGAGACGAUGAAGCGUUCUACGUCAUCCCAGCCGUCGACCGAGUCACUGUCGUCUUUUCUACGGUCUUCAAGGAAGAGACGGACCGGAUCUUUGGCAAAGUCUUCUUGCAGGAAUUCGUCGACGCAAGACGCCAACCAUCGAUCCAGAAUGCGCCUCAGGUCCUGUACAGCAACCGCGAGCCACCGCUCGAAAUUCGCUCGAUCCCUGGGCUGAAUCGCGGUGAAGACGUGGGCUACGUCACCUUUGUCCUCUUUCCGAGGCACUUUACCCACCCAGAGACAAUGGCCGCCACAAUUUCAAGGAUCCAGCUCUUCCGUGACUACUUGCACUACCACAUCAAAUGCUCAAAAGCAUACAUGCACAGUCGUAUGCGGCACAGGGUCGCAGAGUUCCUCAAGGUCCUUAACCGCGCCAAGCCGGAGCAAGCGGAGAAGGAGCGAAAGACAGCGAGUGGGCGUACAUUCCGCCGCGGCUGAAUCUGUACGUCGAGCCAGACACAGAGAGAAACGUCUGAUGAAUUGGAUUUGUGGCACAUUCGAUGCUACUAGGCAUGCCUGUGCUUCGAAAGAUGAGAGAUGAGAGAUGAGAGAUGAGAGAGGGAACUAAUUGUCCAAGUAUUAUGUCUGGUUGUGAGGAGAAUGAGAUGCUACAGUGCUGACA
This is a messenger RNA of Acaromyces ingoldii, 1140 nucleotides long. RefSeq names its product putative ARC35-subunit of the Arp2/3 complex. The coding region runs from base 12 to 956 and encodes 314 amino acids. The transcript has 4 exons. The record is from RefSeq and is a predicted model, not a curated record. Gene Ontology annotation, cellular component: Arp2/3 protein complex; actin cytoskeleton. Gene Ontology annotation, biological process: actin filament polymerization; Arp2/3 complex-mediated actin nucleation. Lineage: Eukaryota; Fungi; Basidiomycota; Exobasidiomycetes; Exobasidiales; Cryptobasidiaceae. Gene Ontology annotation, molecular function: structural constituent of cytoskeleton; actin filament binding.